Neospora caninum is the source of this 975-nucleotide messenger RNA. Its product is annotated as putative RNA recognition motif domain containing protein. The transcript is spliced from 3 exons. The record is from RefSeq and is a predicted model, not a curated record. NCBI's taxonomy places the organism in Eukaryota, Apicomplexa, Conoidasida, Eucoccidiorida, Sarcocystidae. Bases 1 to 975 code for a protein of 324 amino acids. Gene Ontology annotation, molecular function: RNA binding.
AUGGGUCACAUCAACUCGGGGGGGAAGGGCUGCCAACCUCGACCAGCUGAAUCUGUGGCGAUGUUUCACGAAACUUUCUCGGGUCAGAAGCGGGUGUUAGCCGAGGUUCAUAAAUACGUGACGAACGCGACAACCCAGUCCCUUCAAGCCCUGGCGAUGGAGGGUUCUGUGGCUGGCGGCGUUCUCAGCCAGUUCGACGGCGAUUUGAGCCGGGCAGAGUUGACGCGGGCAAUCUCCAAUGAGCUCUUGCGCGAACUUCCACAGCGAACGAGAGGUUCCGCGAGAAAUCUCGAGUUCGUACCACCACCUCCAGGUUUUGAUGCCCCCAACCGCCGCGACGCUGCUCCAAGCCCGGUGUAUUCCUACCGUCCGGCAGACCAGGGUUCUCCAGUCCUUAUCAACUCCCGUGCGCUGUCCCCUGCUGACAGAUCGGAAGCGUCUGUUCAAGACGCUUCUUGCAGAUUGGCGGCAAAUGCGAUCCUUCAACUGCUCCAGUCUCACUCCGUCGCCUGGAAGGCGGGGGCUCCCGCUGACAAUGGAAGAGCGGAAGAGACGGACUGCUGGUCUGUGGCGACACACGGCUCGUCGGGUGACAGCGGGACCGAGCGUCUCUCUCAGAGAGUUCCUCAUGACUUCGGGAAACCCCGCCCGCAUGCGGCUGCUCAAAAAUGUGUCAAACUGUCCACUGCGAGAAAGACUCCGUCGCAUGCAGCGCAGAGCGCCGAGGGUGACCUUGUUGAAAGAGCACUUGCUCCCGGGGUCAAAGUGUUUUUCGGGAAUGUCAUGCCCACGACAACAGAGGAAGAGAUGUAUGAAAUCUUCCGGUCGUUCGGGGAGUGCUCGGGCUUGGUCCUUCUAAGAGACAGGCGCCAGCGACCUCGCGGUGCGGGCUUCGUUACCUUCAAGAGGAAAGAAGAUGCUGAAAAGGCCAUGAAAGCCUUAGACCGAAAAUUCUGUGUCGAGGUCGAGGCGUGA